Prorocentrum cordatum is the source of this 2726-nucleotide messenger RNA. Lineage: Eukaryota; Dinophyceae; Prorocentrales; Prorocentraceae. The record is from the annotation of a GenBank genome assembly.
AUGCCGUCGGACACCUCCAGCGCAGGCUCUGGCGCCGAGGCGCAGGGGGGCCGGGGCCGCCGGGGCCCGCCGUCUUUUGGCGUAAGUGGCACCUCUGGCGGCGCACGAGGCGGGAAGGGCAGCAGGGGCGGUCGGGCGCAGGCGGGCAGGGGUCGCGGCAGGGGGCGCAAGCAGGCGGCCACGGCGGCAGCGGCAUCGGCGGCCGCGGCGGCCGCCGCCGCCGACAGCGCCCCGCCGCCGCCGGCGCCCUGCCCCGCUGCCGGCAGCGACCUCGGGGCUAUGGCUAUCGUGCCGCAGCCGCAGACGCUGAGCACCAUGAACGCGAGCAGUGCGAUAUUUCAGCCGUGCGAGAGCAUCUACCAUCGAUUCCCUGGGCUGAAGGGCAUCGCGCUUCAAGAUGCAGUGUUCAACGUGUACGCCAUCCCGGGCAAGCGAGGCAUCACCGUGCCCUGGUACGUCAACGGGGAGAAGAGCAUGCUCCCGCAUCCAAACAACGAGCGCCGCCAAGACCAGGUGGUGCAAGAGUAUGCCGAGAAGGUCGCAGAGUAUGGGCACGUCCCUGGCGUGCGCGGGGACCCUUGGUGCACGCUCCACCCCGAUGGCGAGUACCCUCUGCAGAUGAUCACAUAUGGCACCCUGUCGCGCGGCUUCUACCAGGCGGUGGAGGCGGACAAGGCCUCCAGCGCCGAUGGCGAGGUGUCGAACGUCCUGAUCAAGCUGAGCUUGGAGAAGGGGCUUUCGAACGUCACUUGCUUUCAAGCUCGCACUCCGGAUGACGUUACCGACUGGCUUCGUGAUUGGCACAACGAGUGGCACGGAGGCUCGAAAUACACGCUCCUCCAGCACUUCGGAUUCUACCGCAAGCUCAACGUGGACUUCAAGGCGGCCAAGAUGGUGGAGGCUCCGUACAACAGCCUGUGGGAGUUCCUCCAGUUCAAGUACCCGAAGAAGCAGGACCAGAAGUUCGGCAGCGAGAACGAGCUGAAGGCGUGCAAGGCGCUCUGCGGGACGUUGAAGCGCAACAAGCUGACCCAGUGGACGGAGGAGUUCUUGGGGAAGCACUGCCGCUUUACGGACGAGCGCAUGAACAAUGCCACGGCUGUCUUCAACCUCCAUGCCGUAUCGGUUGCGCUGUUCAGUGUCGAAGUCCGCGAUGCUCUGGACUCUGGGACCCUCGCCGUCAUUUGGCAGCUUGCGUUGGAAUUCCUCGUCCCCACCGCGGGUCUGCCCCGCCCCAAGAAGUGGAUCUUCGACGCGCAGCAGCUGGACAUGUGCAAGUGGCUCUCGGCGGACAUGUCGGAUAGCCAGUCGCACAAGAAGGGGCAGUUGUACGCCAGGAAGGCGCUGGAGGCCGCCGAGAAGGAGGCGAAGAAGCAGGCCGAAGCGGCGGAGAAGGCGCGGGCCGCGGCGGCCGCCGCGGGCAGCGACUCGCCGCCAGAGCCGCCGAACAAAAAGCUCAAGGCUGGUGGCGCUAUCGUCAAGGCGCCAGUGGAGACGCAUGAUAACCUGGAGCUUCAGAAGAUCUGGGUGGUCGACGCUGCCAUUGCCAUCAUCACAGCCAUGUCAGAUGCAGAGAUCAGUGACGAGGAGAAGGAGCCGAUAUUCAGGGCCAUGAUGACAGUGGCGUUGGAGUUCUGUUGGUCGAAGCAGGUGGCGCUGGGCAAAAUGCAGUACACAAAGUGGUCCGAGCUCAAGGUCAAGGUGCGCGACGUCGCGGCCUCCAUGGCGCACAACGCCCAGUUGGGCAGGGGGGGCGAGGAGACGAUGGAGCUCGACUUCGUCGACGCCGACGACGUCGAGAGUGCACCUCUAUCAUCGGCCGCUUCGUCAGACGAGACCACCACCCUCAUGCGGCUGGAGUCAGCGAUCGCAGCCGGCGGUGCCGCCCUCACUGCGUUCAUGAGUGCGAACAACCAAGCUGUGACUGUCAAGCUGCACGCCGCGUACAGGCGAGUCAACAACGAUCUGUUUCAGCUCCUCGGGAUGACUGAAGGGAAUAAGCUCGCCGCCAUCGCAUCAUCUUCUGCGCCAGGGAGGGUCUCAGCUUUCAUUUUGCACCUCCUCGGCCUGGUGAAGGACGCGCUCAUCAAGGAGAUCCCGGAGGACAUGCUUGGCAUCGGCCAGCUCUCCCUCAAAGCCGUGCGCCAGACGUCUCAGCUGCCUGGCGCGGCCAUCAAGUACUUCAGCGACGUGCCGACGUUGACGAAGUUCGUGCGCAUCAGGGCAGUGCACACGCAACACAUAUUGGCAGACGUGCUUCAAGUACAGGAGAUGUUCCACCAUGUGUCCAUUGAUACGGGCGCCGCUAACGCUGGGGGUGCUCAGAAGACGACCAACAUCGACCUGGACAUAUUGGCGAGUCGCUUGGGCACGCUCGACACCAUGGGAGCCGUGGACCAGCACGUUUCCUACGACGAGUGGGUGGCGACCUACACGGAGUUUCUGUGCGGCGUCUACGACGGCAAGGAGCCCACUGCGAUCUUGUCUGAUCUCCGGGCGUCGCGCAGGCUAGUCGAUGACAGCAGCCCAUCUUCGAGGUCGGUGUCGGCGUCGGAGUCGUCGGCCACCCGGCCCCCUGCCCCUGAUGGCCCCGCCGCGGCCGCGCCUGCCGCGGAGGCGGAGGGCGUCGGCGCGGCUGGCCAGGGCGAGCUCAUGGUUCACGGCGACACCGGGGCGUCGGUGUACCAGCGGGUGGCGACGCUGAAACGCGUGUACGAGUGCCAGCG